Peronospora farinosa is the source of this 1113-nucleotide messenger RNA. The record is from the annotation of a GenBank genome assembly. Lineage: Eukaryota; Oomycota; Peronosporomycetes; Peronosporales; Peronosporaceae.
AUGCUUCAAACGCUUUAUUAUCGUUGGGUGCUCUUAGUAUUGCUCAUAGCUUUGAUUAAAGCUCGUACAAAUGUCGCGAAUGCAUCCGUGUGCACAGCGUGUGGAUAUUUGGCAAAGAACUGCAGUGACUCGAGCGCUAGCGACGGUGUGAGCGUCUGCGACUCCAAAAAAAAUAUUCAGAUAGACGAUGUAUUCUGCAAUGACGAUGAGUGUCAAUGUGCCGACCACCACAAAUGUGUAAGCACUGUCGUAGGCUGCUCGCACAUUUUCCAGGCACGAAAUCGACGUCGCUGUCUUGGUAACGUGACACUGUCUAGACGUUUUAAGAAGUGUGCAAUCGAUCAAGAUCUUACAACACUUGCUGCGUCCAAUGUGGCGAGUGACUGGAUUUACUUUAAGCAGCGGAACAAGUGCCAGUCUAUGGAUUGUCUAGCUGUCAGGAUGUUUCAUCAGAGUGGCCUCGUGCAAUGUGGACAUUUGUUGGCUGUGUGGAAGACCAACUUAUCUAGUUAUGAAACGUCAGAGAUUGUGACAUUAAGCGGCAUGAAAGCAGAUAUGAUGUAUUAUUUUAUCGCAGACGGCUCUCGUGCGCUUGAUAUGAAAGCUGGAACUUUUCUCUACUCGGUUCCUUGGUCUUCAGAGACGUUAUCGUUGGUGACAAAACAGACAAACAGCACGGGCAUACACUCGUGCUAUGUGCUUCAGACACGGAAUCAACCCAAUGGUACGUGUGAAGGCUUGUACUUGCAAUUCGACUCCAGUGUGCAGUUUGCCAACAGUGAAGAGUACGUGAUGUCCACGUUGAGCUGGCAGGUUUGGCUUGCUGUAGUUGCUAGCGUGGCUGCAGCCAUCGCUGCCAUUGUUAUCAUGGGCGUGGUAAUGUAUCGGUUCCACCACAUGGAAAUGUUGACUGUCGAAACUGGUGAGGAUGGUGGUCUCUUGGGGGAGCUGGAAAGUUUGCGCGAUGGCGGAGGCACCAGUCCCAUAACUCCAGCUAGUCUACAACCCCAGUCCCCAGCCUCGGGAGAAGGUCUUCUGCGCACUGAUUUACGCCAGCGCGGAUCACCCGACGCCACACAGAUGGAGGCGAAAGCUGGCUGGACAGCAUUGUAA